Messenger RNA from Lolium rigidum, 1956 nucleotides. Its product is annotated as tau-cadinol synthase-like. The transcript has 7 exons. Lineage: Eukaryota; Viridiplantae; Streptophyta; Magnoliopsida; Poales; Poaceae. Gene Ontology annotation, biological process: diterpenoid biosynthetic process. Gene Ontology annotation, molecular function: terpene synthase activity; magnesium ion binding. The coding region runs from base 51 to 1682 and encodes 543 amino acids. The record is from RefSeq and is a predicted model, not a curated record.
UACACACUACUAUACAAAACAAUUGAUCACCGGUACAUAUAUACGUUGUCAUGGCGUUCUCCCAGGUUUUCACCGCUCUGGAUGUGCCGCUGGCGCCUAUGUUUCAUCCCACGAUAUGGGGUGACUUCUUCAUCCACCACAGUCCAGAAACAUUACAGAUGUCCGAGGAAUUCAUGGAAAACAGGUCUACUCAAUUGAAGGAGAAAGUGGUUGGGAUACUUGAGGCUUGCAAUAAUAUAGUUGAGAAACUGAAACUUGUGGACACUCUCCAACAUCUGAGUAUAGAUCAUCAUUUCAAUGAACAAAUUGUCUCCACAUUAAGGAGCAUCCAUUCUUCUGAAUUCAAUAGCUCUAGCCUUCAUGAUGUUGCUCUUCGAUUCCGCUUACUGAGGCAACACGGAUUCUGGGUAUCUCCAGAUGUAUUCAAAAAGUUUAAAAAUGAAGAUGGGGUGUUCAAGGUUGACAUAACUAAUGAUCCAAGGGAACUAUUAAGUUUAUACAAUGCAGCACAUCUCUUAACACAUGGAGAGAUAGAACUUGAAGAAAGUAUCAUUUUCGCAAGGAAACAUCUUGAGUCUAUGAAAAGUGACCUUGAUUCCCCGUUGGCUGAGCAAGUCAAGCGUGCUCUUCACUUACCACUGCCAAGGACAUUGAAGAGAGUAGAAGUGUUGCAUUAUAUUUCAGAAUACAAAGAAGAGCCGAUGCACAAUUCAUCUAUUCUAGAAUUAGCUAAACUUGAUUUUAACCUGUUGCAACGCCUCCAUUUAAAGGAGCUCAAGGAUAUCUCCAGAUGGUGGGAAGAUAUUUCUAGAGAAGUGGGGCUAACAUACUCACGGGACCGCAUUGUUGAGUGCUACUUAUGGUCAUACAUGACAUACUACGAACAAGAGUAUACUCGUGCAAGAAAGAUUUUUGCCAAGAUAAUUGCAAUGAUGGCCAUGACAGAUGACACUUAUGAUGUACGUGCUACUUUGAUGGAGUGUAAACAACUUGAUGAAGCUAUACAAAGAUGGGACAAGAGUGCUGUUUCUCUACUUCCAGAGUACCUCCAGAAGUUCUACCUCAAGCUGAUAAGCACAUUCAAAGAGUUCGAGGACGAGUUGAAACCAAAUGAGAAGUACCGUGUCCCUUAUAGCAUAAAAGCGUUUCAAAUAUUUUCAAGUAAGCAUCUGCAAGAAGCGGAAUGGUUUCAUCAAAAACACAAGCCCAAAUUCAAUGAUCACGUUGAGGUAUCAAUAUGCUCCGCCGCACCAUGCGCAUGUGUUUGCUUGUUAGUUGGUAUGGGUGAUACUGCAACCAAAGACGCACUCGAAUGGGCACUCGGUUGCACAGAUGCUGUCAGGGCUUGUGCAGUGGUGACACGUUUUAUGAAUGACCUUGCUGCAUUUAAGCAAGGGAAGAACAAAUAUGAUGUGCACACUUCAGUGGAAUGUUACAUUAGUGAACAUGGCGUGGAAAGUGAUGUCGCCUUUGCCAAUAUUGGUUCUAUGAUGGAAGAUGCAUGGAAGACCACAAAUCAAGCACGCUUUGAACGCCCUGGGAUACUUCCGGCGAUACAACGAGUCGCGAAUAUAACAAUCAGCAUGAUGUUCUGGUACGAUGACCACAAGGAUGCAUUUACAUACAGCAACAUCAUUGAAGGGACGAUUAGGCGUCUGUUUGUCAAUCCUAUUCACUUCUAGACAGUGGCGAUGUCGUACAUGUUUGUAUACGGUAUCAUUCAUCGACAGGUGUGCCAACAACCUCACUCUAAGGAAAGUUGUAUCAUGUAAUCUACUGCAGUUGGGCUUUACUGCCUGACUAUUAUUUUUCUGAAGAAAUACAGUGAAUCCAAUAAGGCUUUGUAUUAGUCAGUAUUACCUGAAAUGCAACAAAAAGGAGUUGUACUUUAUUAUAUGCAAUGUGCAGAGGCUGGGGCUAUGCUCCCAUAUUGAAAAAUGUAUUAUUUUCGUGUCA